Molecule: messenger RNA, 703 nt
Organism: Parathielavia appendiculata
Lineage: Eukaryota; Fungi; Ascomycota; Sordariomycetes; Sordariales; Chaetomiaceae
Exons: 1
Coding region: 118-597 (159 amino acids)
Source: RefSeq, a predicted model, not a curated record
UUCUUCGACUCCGCAUGCCUUGCCAUGGAACAUCGCUGACGGGAAACAGAUGAUUUGCGCGAAGCCGUGGACGCUCCCGCAACGGACGCCGCGAAAUGGUCGGGUCUAAACGGCUGCAUGUUUAUCUUCUUGCACGUGUGUGAAUACACCUGGCCUCUAAAUACCUCCUGGUCCGCUCUCCCGUUACCUCGGUAUCCGUUUAUCUCUUCAGUCCGACUUGCUAUUGAUUCUCGAAGUCAAAGCCACACCGAGUGUCUUGCGAGCGUCCCUGGAGACGAGCAUGGGCCUGAGUCGGAGAAGGAGAAAACCGAACCGGUACAUAUUGCAUCAACAGCCCGAACAUACGCAUCCGCGUCUCAGGCGCCACCUGAAGUGGCCUUAACUUUUCGUGUUCUUGCUUCCAUAUCUCUCAUACACCAUCAUUUUUUUUAUUUAUUCCUGCAUGGACACGUUUCACCUUGUUCCCUGAACAGGUGGGGAGAGGAUGAGGCGGUGACAAGCAUAGCGAGCAUGGCGUUCUGUGUGUUAUUUGUGUGCCAAGAGAGGGGAAGUCACCUUACGAAGCAAACACCAAGAAAUCUCAAAGAAAUCGGUUAGCCGUACUCCGGGACGACCAUGGGAAGGAGCUGUUGAGGAGAGAUCGGAGAUACCAUUUGUGGCAAUGGUCCUAGGAGCGCGAGUCCUGCUAAGAGAUUUCGGCGGC